Messenger RNA from Mesocricetus auratus (golden hamster), 3067 nucleotides. RefSeq names its product S-phase kinase associated protein 2 (gene Skp2). Gene Ontology annotation, molecular function: protein binding. The record is from RefSeq and is a predicted model, not a curated record. Lineage: Eukaryota; Metazoa; Chordata; Mammalia; Rodentia; Cricetidae. Bases 190 to 1464 code for a protein of 424 amino acids. The transcript has 10 exons.
GAAGGCGGCUGCUGGAGAGCGGGAUGCAGAACUCCGCGCGCGCGGUGCUGAUGGAACGUUGCUAGUUCGCGGGUCCGGCUGCUGGGGCCCCGGGGGAAUCACUCUGCGCCGCGCGCUGGAACGGGAGUCUGGGAGGCAGGCAGGUCUUCAUUUAAUACACGCAUCCAAAACCCCCAAUCCGUGAACGCAAUGCACAGGAAGCACCUUCAGGAGAUUCCGGACCAGAGUAGCAACGUCACCACCAGCUUCACGUGGGGAUGGGAUUCCAGCAAGACCUCUGAACUGCUCUCAGGCAUGGGUGUCUCUGCUUUGGAGAAGGAGGAGGUGGACAGUGAGAACAUUCCCCAUGAACUGCUCUCGAACCUCGGCCACCCCCAGAGCCCUCCAAGGAAACGGCUAAAGAGCAAAGGCAGCGACAAAGACUUUGUGAUCAUCCGUAGGCCUAAACUCAAUCGAGAGAACUUUCCAGGUGUUUCCUGGGAUUCCCUUCCAGAUGAGCUGCUCCUUGGAAUCUUUUCCUGCCUGUGCCUCCCUGAGCUGCUGAGGGUCUCUGGGGUUUGCAAGAGGUGGUACCGCCUCUCGCUCGAUGAGUCUCUCUGGCAGUCCCUUGACCUGGCAGGUAAAAAUCUGCACCCAGAUGUGACUGUUCGCUUACUUUCUCGAGGGGUGAUCGCCUUCCGGUGCCCGCGGUCCUUUAUGGAGCAACCAUUGGGUGAAAGUUUCAGCUCUUUUCGUGUGCAGCACAUGGACCUGUCCAACUCAGUUAUAAAUGUGUCAAACCUCCAUGGGAUUCUGUCUGAGUGCUCCAAGUUGCAGAAUCUAAGCCUGGAAGGCCUGCAGCUUUCGGAUCCCAUUGUCAACACUCUCUCACAGAAUGAAAACUUGGUGCGACUAAACCUUUGUGGGUGCUCUGGCUUUUCCGAAUCUGCGGUGGCGACUCUGCUAAGCAAAUGUUGCAGACUGGAUGAACUGAAUCUCUCCUGGUGCUUUGAGUUUACUGAAAAGCAUGUGCAAGCAGCGGUGGCGCAUUUAUCAGCAACCAUCACCCAGCUCAACCUCAGUGGCUACCGAAAGAACCUCCAGAAAACAGAUCUUUGUACCUUAAUUAAACGGUGCCCCAACCUUGUCCGCCUCGACCUAAGUGACAGUAUCAUGCUGAAGAAUGACUGCUUUCCAGAAUUCUUUCAACUCAACUACCUCCAACACCUCUCACUCAGCCGGUGCUAUGAUAUAAUACCCGAAACUCUACUUGAACUUGGAGAAAUUCCCACACUAAAAACGCUACAAGUUUUUGGAAUCGUGCCGGAUGCUACCCUGCAGCUAUUGAGAGAAGCCCUUCCUCACCUGCAGAUCAAUUGUGCCUAUUUCACCACCAUUGCAAGGCCAACUAUGGACAACAAAAAGAACCCGGAGAUUUGGGGUAUCAAGUGCCGACUGACUCUGCAAAAGCCCAGUUGUGUAUGAAGUGCUUGCUGCAGGAUGACGUCUCCUCUUCCUUUGCAAUGAGGAGCACAGACAGCGAAUCCACUUGCUGGAGACUGUGGUUACCUUUCCUAUUGGUUUUACCUUAGCCUUCAUUGUGCGUGUAUGUUAGGGAACCAUUUGCAAGGGAAAACUAUGAAGUGUUGCUUUUUCAAGAAUAUAGAGACGAUUCUGUCAGCUGUGUCCUCAGAGCACAAGUGUUAGGUCUUUGGAAAUUUUAGGUGAGCCUAUUAUUUCAAAAUAGCUUUUUAAAGCAAAAUUUGAGCCAACUCUUCCAAGUGCCCUUCAGAUUAAUUCUAUUUAGAAUCAAGUUUUUAAAAUUACCCCUGGCUACCAGUUUUCAUGGUGUUUGUCAUAACUUUUUAUCUAUUUAAUUAUUCAGCAUUUUAUAAAACUUGAUUUUGAAGAACAAUAAGCUAUAUGUAUGGUGGGCUGAAAGGAAAGAAUCAUGGGCUGGAAUGUCUGAGGCCGAGUCUCUUGGGAAUGAACACCUAUCAGCAUUGUGUGUGGGUGUGAAGUCAGUUGAAUAGAAACACGGUCCUGCAUAAUGUACCUUGAACUUUGAAUGAGAAACAGAGAGACACAACCGGAAGGACAGAACUGGAGAGGAUUUGAAGCCUCAAAAGGCUGUUUCUUAAAGUCAGGUUAAUAUGAAGUACUCUGCAGUGGUUUUAGGUACUAUGCUGUGUUCCCAGAAUCCUAAAUUAGGUGAGGAAAUCUAAUUGUGCUUUUUAAACUUUAUAAUCAAUGUAUGUUAUGUGGGUUGUUUAGCUUUUUAAAAUACUCGCUUUGUUUUAGAAAUAUGGUAUUCUAAUCAGCACUCUCGAGAGGUCAGAUAGUUCUGAGCUGAUCUUGUCUGCUGUUUCUUCCUUCUUAGCGCUGCAGUCUUUGUAUAUUACUCUGAAAUCAAGGACUUGAAAUUCUUUUAAGUGGUCUUUCACAAUGGCUUGAAACUGCCCAUUAUGUUACUGGAUCUAAAGUUCCUUAGGCGGAACUGCUGUUUCCUCUCCAUCAUAAAUGCACGAGAAGCAGGUACGUGUGCAGCUUCCAAGCGGCUGGCGCGACUUGCACUUCGCCUUCGUUUUUAAGACUCACGGGGCAUUAAACCUUUUGAUAACAGAUGUAUUUUUUUAACACCUGAUACACAGAAGCAAAAAGAUCAAGUUUUGUUUCUUAGAAAAGGAAAAAAUUAAGGCAAUUACCUCUUUUGAAUACAACAGAGCCGCAACACAUUUCUAUUAACCUUUUCAUCAAAAGAACGUUACUGUUACAAUAAUAAGUGCCUUUACCUGCUCAGACCUAAAGAACAUUUUAAAAGUGUAACACAGGAAUGAUUAUGGUUCAGUUCCCGAGUAGUUUUAAAGUGCUAACUACUACUUGAAACUAUUGUUUACAGAUUAGUGAUGGGCUGCCAGUGGGCUCUGGUGGGACGCUGGCCCAGCUGCCCUCAGACACACACCAGUUCUUCCUUACUCAAGUCCAGCUGGAGCUCUUUUGCCAACAUGUCGCAGUCAUCUGUAUUUUUGUAUGUGAUUUCUACUUUUAUAGACUCAUUUUAAAAUAAAGUACAUUUUUAUAAAAACAA